This is a messenger RNA of Erigeron canadensis, 1870 nucleotides long. Its product is annotated as heparanase-like protein 1. Gene Ontology annotation, molecular function: beta-glucuronidase activity. The transcript has 10 exons. Gene Ontology annotation, cellular component: membrane; plant-type cell wall. The record is from RefSeq and is a predicted model, not a curated record. NCBI's taxonomy places the organism in Eukaryota, Viridiplantae, Streptophyta, Magnoliopsida, Asterales, Asteraceae. Bases 113 to 1741 code for a protein of 542 amino acids.
ACCGCCAAAUAAGAAAGCUUUUUCAUUUUAUUUUUUUAUGUAGCAAAAACACAUAAAUUGAGCUGCUUUUGUUUGUAAACUUUCGUUUAAUCACUCAAAGAGUGAUACAUCAAUGGAGUUUUGCACUACAUUGUUUACAUUUCUAGUGUCGAUUUCUGUAAUAUUGGCGCGGAAUGUUGAAGAAGCGCAUCUUAUUAUUAAUGGGAGUUUACCAAUAACACAUACGGAUGCAAAUUAUAUCUGCGCUACUAUAGAUUGGUGGCCAAGCAAUAAGUGUGAUUAUCAUCAAUGCCCAUGGGGAUCUUCGUCUGCUUUAAAUCUGGAUUUAUCACAUCCUUUUCUAGUCAAAGCAGUGCAAGCUUUUGAACGAUUGAGAAUACGAGUGGGAGGUUCCUUACAAGACCAAGUAUUAUAUGACGUACGUAGUUUCUCGGGUCCAUGCCACCCAUUUAUAAAAAUGAAAGGGGGACUGUUUGGGUUCUCCAAAGGAUGUCUUAAUAUGAGUAGAUGGGAUGAACUGAAUCAUUUCUUCUUAGAAACAAGAGCACUUGUGACAGUUGGCUUGAAUGCACUAUACGGGAGACACCAGAUUAAAAAGGGCGUUUGGGGAGGAGAUUGGAAUUCCAGCAAUGCUCGCGAUUUCAUAAAGUAUACUGUAUCCAAAGGGUAUCAGAUAGACUCAUGGGAGUUUGGUAACGAGUUAAGUGGUAAGGGGAUUGGUGCGAUGGUGGAUGCUAAGCAGUAUGGGAGCGAUGUACUUCAACUCAGGGAUAUAAUUGAUGAUUCAUACAAGAAAUUCAAGCCAAAACCAUUACUCGUGGCACCAGGAGGGUUCUUUGAUAAACAAUGGUAUGCUAAGCUUCUUAAAGUUUCAGGGUCGGAAAUUGUCAAUGUCAUGACGCACCACAUGUACAAUCUAGGAGCAGGUGUUGAUCCAACUUUGGUAGAAAAGAUACUAGAUCCCCAUGUUUUAAAUCGUGCAUCUGUCACAUUUAAUGAUCUUCGAGAAACCAUUCAAACAAAUGGCCCAUGGGCAUCUGCUUGGAUUGGGGAAUCUGGCGGGGCCUUCAACAGUGGUGGUCUUCAUGUUUCAGACUCUUUUGUAGAUAGCUUCUGGUACUUGGAUCAGCUUGGAAUGGCAGCGAAGUAUCACACGAAAGUAUAUUGCCGACAAACCUUAAUUGGCGGAAACUACGGUCUUCUGAACAAAACGACGUUCAUGCCUAACCCUGACUACUACAGUGCACUUCUUUGGCAUCGACUUAUGGGCAGAGGAGUUCUUGCUGUUGAUAGAAGAAACAUUGCGCCACAUUUGCGCACUUACGCUCAUUGUUCAAAAGGGAAAACGGGUAUAACUUUGCUUCUGAUCAAUCUAAGCAAUCAGACUGAUUUCAAACUUGAUGUUUACAACAUCCUGAACAUGAAUCUCCGUACAAGUCAGCACAAAACCUCGGAAAAGAAAACAUCAUUUGCUCAUGGUCUCAAGACAACAGUCUCAUGCAUUGGAACGAAAUCGACAGAUGAAAACUUAUCUAGAGAGGAGUACCACUUAACACCACAAGACGGUGAUAUUCGAAGUAAAACAAUGCUUCUAAAUGGAGUUCCAUUAAAGUUGACAGAAAUCGGAGACAUCCUAAGUUUCAGACCAGCUAUGGUGAAGGUGAAUACCCCAAUUUCCAUCACUCCUUUGUCCAUAAAGUUUUUGCAGUUUCCAAACUUUGAUGCGCCCGGUUGUAUAUGAUCCGUCUUUGUUUUGAUCCUUGCGAAACUUGGCUGUAUCUGUAUAGUGUAUCAUAAGAUCCAACUUCCAAGUGUAAAAAACUCAUUUAAAAUUUAAAGUUUGAUGAUUUCGCAUCUGAUGCUACUGGUA